CGUCGGUGGGAAAACUAGAUACAUGGGCGACGCGAAGGAAGGCUGGUACAAGUAAGAUUCAACGGGAGGAAUAGUGUUUAGUUCUACCCUAACUAUAGCGAUCAGUAGUAAUCAUGGAAAGUAUAGCAGCGAGCGCAAAUAUAAAGUCCACAGAGGGACAGGUCGGUGGAUUUUGAUGGUGUUCAUGGCGUCCUGAUGUACGUUGAAGCCGUUAGAGAAGAAAGUCGGUGAUAGACAGACCGUGUGCCGGUCCUCGAGCAGGUGAACUACUAGCGAUCGUCGCGAUGGCAAGCGCAUAAACAGCGGCAGUGACGCAGAGCGGGUGCAGCGGAGGCGAGUGGUCGCCGACGGUCAGCUCGUGCUAUCAUCUGCCGAGAUACGUCGGGAGUGAGACGGAGGGCUUGAUGAGUGCGCUGACCGUGAUAGGCGGAUCUGCGCGGUCGUGCGCCGAGAUGCUCGUUGCCUAUGGGAUGCAAGGUUAUGGAGUGCGCUCCUUCACCACGGACGUCACCAUAGAUAGUACGCAGCUUGGUUGUCGUCGAGUAGCCAUGGAUCACUCUGGUCGUGCAGGUGAGCUGGAAAUUGUUCGGUUAGCGCCGUCCAUGCGUCGACAGGCUCUCUGUCCUCUAGGCGAUCUUCUCGUAACUGCGCUACCGCCUCUCCUCUGCGCCCACCGCCGAAAGCUCCCGAAGUACGCCUGCACCCAGCGCAGAACUCGUUAUGCUCACAUACUGACAUUGGCCGCUGUGCGCAUUCUUCCCGCAAAUCCCUGGAUCUGCGCAACGAAAUCAAAUUGCAGAGGAUGCUUCCACAGUAAGCGAACAAGGCGCGCGUUUUGGUGUCCUUGUGUGCUUAUGUUUUGUGUCAACAGCACCGCUCCCAAGGUGGCGAUGAGCGUCGUGAACCAGAACAGCUUUGCGCCGUACAGAAAAGUUAGGAGCUAUUUCUAAGCAGGACAGAUGGUGCAGCCUGCUCGAGUGCUUCAAGGAAGGAGCCAGACGUGCGUUUUGUCGGUGAGGUGAAACGACACCUUGCCUCCUAGGGUUCCGUUUUCGCUCAAAGA
Molecule: messenger RNA, 1063 nt
Organism: Phanerochaete carnosa HHB-10118-sp
Lineage: Eukaryota; Fungi; Basidiomycota; Agaricomycetes; Polyporales; Phanerochaetaceae
Exons: 2
Coding region: 405-950 (181 amino acids)
Source: RefSeq, a predicted model, not a curated record